UGCAAACAACAACUACAUGACACAUGUUCUUCAUUCCCUUCCCUCCCUCCCUUUCGCACUCUCCUCCCACACGCCAACUCGCAAAUGCCGACGCCCGGCUCGUCGCCGGUGGCGACGGCGGCGGCGCACCGCCACCGCCGUAGCCGACGCCGCCACCCUCAGGGCCCCCCGCCGCGCCAGCCCUGGUGCUGCUCCUUCGCCCUCGACCCGCUCUCCGCCGUCCACCGCAGCCCCGCCGGGACGACGACGGCUGCUCCUCCUCCUCAUCACCGGCGGCGAAGCAAGCACGCCGCCACCACGGCGCCGCCGCUGUCACGCCGCAUGCGCUCGCCCGGCCGCGUCUCCCCCGUCGACGACGCGACUGCCUAUGGCGGCGCCGCCGCGUCGGCGUCGGCGUGUUCCUCCGCGCGUCUGUCGUCCGUCUCCGAGUGCCCGCCGCCGCCUCCGCCUCCGCUGCCGCGUCCACGACCUCCGCCUCCGGCGGUGGAGGCGCUGCGGAUCAGGCUGGUGUCCAAGGGCGUGAUCCUGGAGGUGGCGGAGGUGGAGAGGGUGCGGAGGGAGUGCAGGGUGGUCGGGAGGAUUCUUGGAGGCGGCGGAGGAGAGGUGGCGGUGGAAGGGAAGGUGGAGGUGGAGGCGAUCAGGGAGGCGGUGGAGAUGAUGCUGGAGGACGCCGACGAGGCCGCCGCGAUGAGGCGCCUCUCCCGCGCCGGCGUCGCCCGCGCCAUUGCCGUGCUCGAGGUAUCCUUCUCCCUUAUGUUUGACAGAGGAGUCACCAACUGUCUAAAAUAUCUCGAGGCUGUCCCAUGGAGUGAGCCCGAGGAGGAGAGGAUCAAGAGUUUGCUGUCCCAGUAUCCUUGCAAUAAAACGGUUUCUCAAGAUUUGCUUGCAAGGUUACAGCCUCAAGAACCCAGUUCAUCAGCUGAACUGGUUGUUGAACUCAUGGAUUCCAUCACAAAGGGGACCAACAAUAAUGCCCGUAAAGAUUUGCGGACUCUUGUCGACGGUAUAUUAUCCAGGACCUCUAUCUACAUAAAGAGUGAUAAAGAGCUGGACAUGAUGAACAUUUACUCAAUCUGCCAUACUUGCCUGAACUGUCUGGUGGAAUUAUUUGGGGAAGCCUCUGACCUGGGCCCUUCUGGCCAAACAACCAUUUCAGUUGGAAAAGGGCCACACGAGAGAAUAUGCAAGCAAGUUGAGAACCUCACCUGGUUGCUGCAGAUUCUGAUAGACAGGCAGAUGGGUGAGGAAUUUGUGGACCUAUGGGCCAGCCAGAACACACUCAGUACCAUGCAUGAACGUUUUUCGCCUAUGGUACGUUACGAGCUCAGCCGGAUUUCAGCCACAAUUUUCAUUGCCAUGGGGAGUGGGAAGCUCCACUGCACCAGCACGUCGCGGCUUGGCAUCUUCGAAGCAUGGUUCAGGCCAUUGCUGGUGGAUUUUGGGUGGCUCAGGAGGUGCCCAAAGGGCCUCAACAUGGCAACCCUGGAGGAUGGAAUUGGGCAAGCUUUGCUGACACUCACCUUGAAGCAUCAGCAGGUGCUGUUCAUGGAGUGGUUUGAGACAUUCAGUGGGCAAGGCAGGGAAUGCCCAAAUCUGAUGAGGGCUUUCCAGGUCUGGUGGAGACGAUCAUUCGUAAGAUCCCUAGGUAGCAGCAGCUGAGACUGUUCAUCUUCUUGCAAAUUCCUCACCUGAGUCAAUUGUGUGUAAGCUUACAUGUACCAUGUAUGUUUGAUAUUGUCAUAUAUAUAUAGCUUGUUUGUCAGAUUCCCUGACGAAGCCUGUAUCUGCAAUUCUUUAGCACUGCUGAGAUGUAACAAAAGGAAAGAACAAUUCUUUAGCUGUUGUUCCAUUGGCCUGAGCUGAAUGCAUUUGCUUUUGGUGGUUGAUAAGUUGAUCCA
Molecule: messenger RNA, 1898 nt
Organism: Oryza sativa Japonica Group (Japanese rice)
Lineage: Eukaryota; Viridiplantae; Streptophyta; Magnoliopsida; Poales; Poaceae
Product: BTB/POZ domain-containing protein At2g13690
Source: RefSeq, a predicted model, not a curated record